AUGGCUAGGGACUCUACGUCGCCAGCUCGACGACAUUACCCAGAUGAUCGCUACCGGGAGGAGCGCCGGAGCUACAAGGAUGACCGGCCUAGCGACCGACGACAGCGUAGAGAUGUGGAUAGGAGAGACAUGAGAAAUGGUGACCGUAGAGGAAAUGGCAGGGAGCGGUCUAGAAGUCGAGACAACCGUCGCCGUGAUGAUGGCGACCGUAGGCGAGGCGACCGCUCAGAACGCGAACGUGACGGGCACAGAGAGCGCGAUGGAGGGAGGGACCCAGACCGGCGUGCGCGUGCAGGACCAUCCCGCCGUUCAGCGAGCCCCCGCCGGCGGCCAUCGCGAGAGCGAGAUCCAUCGCACUCCUCUUCGAAACGCGAGGGCUCAGUCGAGGACAAGGCAAAGCCGAACUUCGCACCCUCCGGGCUACUUGCUGCUGCCACAAAGACGAUCAAAAAUGUCGAUGGUACUAGUACCGUGUUGAAGUAUCAUGAGCCACCAGAGGCGCGAAAGCCCGCUGUUGGCUGGCGAUUGUACGUCUUCAAAGGUAAAGAACAAGUUGACCUGUUACACAUCCAUCGACAGAGCGCAUACCUCAUUGGGCGAGAUCGUACAGUGGCUGACCUGACUAUUGAACAUCCUUCCUGUUCAAAACAACAUGCUGCUAUUCAAUAUCGACAGGUCAAAGAACAGAAUGAAUUUGGCGAUGUCAAGCCUGCUAUCAAGCCCUUCAUUAUUGACCUAGAGUCCACUAACGGAACGCAUGUGAACGACGAGCAAAUUCCCACCUCACGGUAUUAUGAGCUCAAGCCUGGUGAUGUGAUCAAGUUCGGAGAGUCCCAGCGGGAGUAUGUACUCUUACACGAUGACGCAGUCUGA
Molecule: messenger RNA, 873 nt
Organism: Fibroporia radiculosa
Lineage: Eukaryota; Fungi; Basidiomycota; Agaricomycetes; Polyporales; Fibroporiaceae
Exons: 5
Coding region: 1-873 (290 amino acids)
Biological process (GO): maintenance of RNA location; mRNA splicing, via spliceosome
Cellular component (GO): nucleus
Molecular function (GO): protein binding; mRNA binding
Source: RefSeq, a predicted model, not a curated record